UACACCGGGAGUAAUUAUAUGAAAAUGGCGACGCCAACACUGUAAGGAAUUUCGGUGCGUUUUGCAGAAAGGGUAAUCAGUUUAAGUUAUACUUUUUACAAUGAAACGUAUGCAAGAUCGCGAAAGUUCACCUAGGAGUAAAAGAUCACGCUCUGGGUACCCUGGGCUCGACCAUGAAUCAUCUAGGGACAGAAUGUCACCAGACAUGGACAGGCGUGAUAGCCGGGGACGCGAGCCAAAACCAAAACCAUACCGAGAUUUUGAUCAUGAUCUUGGACCAAUGCCCAGAGGUAACAAAUAUCAUGAUAGGAUGGGGGACGGAUUUGGACCUGCAAGGUCAGAAGUAAGAGGACCAGAAUACAGAUCUUUGUGUUUAAGUAACAUUUCGAGCAAAAUACCGGACACCGUUUUGAAAGAUAAUUUAUAUCACGAAUUCAAGAAAUUUGGAGAGUUCAAUGUGAACGUAACAUUCACAGGAGAUCAGAGAGUUGCAUACAUCAAUUUCCGUUACCCUGAAGAUGCCAGAGCUGCAAAACACGCCAAAUCGAAAUUAAUUGUUUUUGACCGCCCGGUUCGUGUUGAUCCUGUGUUCCAUAGACGACGCAGUAGUAGUCCAAAUACCGACAUGGGUCGAGAUUAUGGCGGACCUAGCAAAGGUUAUGGACACAACUCGCCUCCCAUGCAGUAUGGAGGCAUGCGUGGAGAUGGUAUGGGAAGGGGAGGUGGCAACAGACGUCAAAAUAUGGGACGUGGCUAUUUUGCAAACCAGGACGAUAUGCCUCCGCCAAUGAGAUCAAUGGAGAGGGAUAAUUUUCAACAGCAAUUUCAGAAAGAUGGUGCUGCACGAAAGGCACCAAAUGAAAAGUUUCCUUACCAUCUUGAUCACAUCAAUCCCGAAGAUGACAUUAAGGCAACCAGAACAUUGUUUGUUGGUAAUCUGGAUUACAAUAUUGAUUUGAUGGAACUGCGACAGAUUUUCGAGAGAUAUGGUGUAAUUGAAGACAUUGAUGUGAAGAGACCACAAAGAGGGCAGGGAAAUGCCUAUGCUUUUUUGAAAUAUAUGAACCUAGAUUGUGCACAUCGAGCAAAGGUUGAGAUGUCUGGACAGUACAUAGGAAGAUUUCAGUGCAAAAUAGGUUAUGGGAAAGUGACACCAACUACGUGUUUGUGGGUAGGAGGCUUAGGACCUUGGGUGACUCAUCAGGCAUUAGAACGUGAAUUUGACAGAUUUGGAGUAAUUGACAGGAUUGAGUGGCCACAUGGGAAGAAUUACGCUUACGUAUUGUAUGACAACAUUGACGCUGCUACAGCUGCCUGUCAAGAAAUGAGAGGAUUCCCUUUAGGAGAUUCAAAUAGACGGUUAAGGGUUGAUUUUGCAGAUGUUAGUCAUAUCCAAAGUUCACCUAGACCAAAUGAUCCCCCAUCACCGGAUGGUAGAGACAUAGGUAGAAAUCCACAAUGGCGGCCACCGUUUGAUGGUCCCGGUGAGCCACAUAGAGAUGACUGGCCAUUGGAUGACAGAGGCCCAGGUCAGCGUAAUAUAGAUCCCAGAGACAACAACCAGGGACACAGAGCUAGAGAUGUAUGGGAGGGAGGUGACCGGAAUAGACGGCCAAGAACGCCAGACGAUUUCAUGGAUCGGCAGCAUAGACGUUCAAAGAGUCAAGAGAACAAGUAUGACCAAAAAGAUAGAGAUAUAGGAAGAAACCGGGAUAAUGGACGUCGUCCUGUGCAUUCACAAGAAAGAGAUUUUAGUGACAAUGACCGAAGUGAUUCGAGACGUUUUGAUGACAGGAGAAUAUCACAAGGCGAUAAAGAAACUGAAAAGGCAUUAGAGAUGGUAGAAAAUAUAGCUGAUAUGUCAAAGUGUUUACCAGCAGCUUGGAAUGGUGCAUUGAUACUGAAGAGUAGUGCUUUUCCAGCAAGGAUGCAUGUUGUUGGAGGAAAUGUGACCUUGGUUGAUAAUAUGAUGAGGGACCCAUCUACAACUGAAACACCUGUCCUCAAAGUCAAGCAGCGACUUCGUCUUGACCAACCAAAAUUGGAAGAUGUUGGCCGCAGAGUAACAGGAGCUGGGCCUCGUGGUCACUGCAUUCUUCUGGCACUCAGUGGUUCUCUUCAAAAUUAUGAAGACACUUCAGUUCAACAAAGACCUCUGAAAAAUCUGGUGACAUACCUACGACAGAAAGAUGCCGCUGGUGUAAUUUCCCUUCCAAAUUACGACUCAAAAGAUAAAGACAAUGUUGGUGUGUUGUACGCAUUUCCACCUUGUCAGUUUGGUUAUGACUAUCUCAUGACCAAGGCACCAAGACUUCCCCCAGAGCCUGCAGUUCAAGAUGAUUACAUGGUGAUUGUUGUCAUUCGAGGAGCUGCAUAAAUUAAUUGUCCAUUGUCACCAGUUUAGUGUCUCAUAGUCAUUAUAAUAUAUAGCAUUACACAUUUUAGAAGCAGUGAUGAUCACUUGACAUUUUCAAUGCUGAAUUAGUACUUACAUGUACCAUUUAGAUAUACUUUUGGAUGAAAUUAAUGUUACAUUGCCGUUAUUGUUUUUCCCUGUAUUUUUUACAAUAAUCAAAGAUGUAAAAAAGUAUUUGACAUUUUUUUUAUUAACACUUUUACAUGUUAUAUAGUUUUAAAGUAUCAUUUAAUUGACCAAAACCAAAUUGAAUUACCUUGAUAGUUAAAUGAAGGCAAGAUUAUUACAUGAUAAGGCUGACUGAAAGUUAAUUUUAAUUUGUUAAAGAGUUGUUUGUGAGGAAAUGAUUACGUGUUUGUGAGGAAGUGAUAAUUUUGUGAAAUUGUUUGUCAUUUAAUUGUUUCUGUUGGACAUCAUUUGGAAUUUGAAUCAGAAUGUCUAGGAGUAAUUUGAGUUUACCAAUGUGCAGCUAUUUGAAUAUCAAUUAUUCAACAAUUUAAAACCAUAACUAUACUGUAGUAUUUGAUUGUGUGAUUAAUGAUUUGACAUGUAUUUAAUAUUCUCUGCAUUUCUGUUGGAAACAUUUGAUAUGUUGUCAACUUGUCAUGUACGUAUACUGUACAGACUAUACCAAUUUCCAUCAGUCUGUAAUGACUCUAAAUCUAUCUUUAAACUCUACUCGGGAUAUGUAAUGAUCAUAUGAGUACCUUUUUUUUUUAAACUUACCAGAUUUUAUGCAGAUCGACACAGACAUUAAUAAAUAAAUUUGACAAAGAAACGAAUAACUAGAAGUAUAGAGACAGUAUCUUUGACUUCUAGCUUUUAUAUUUUGAAAAGAUUUUUUUCAUUCAACCUUGCAAGGAAUGGUAAAUCAUGAAAUUACUCAUUUGGUGAAAUGAAGUGGUUAUUAUAUUUUUUCAGUGAUUGUAACAUCGUAUUUUUUUGUGGUGGUAGUAUAAAAUAAUAGUUUGAUAGGAAAACAUUUGAUUCUUGAUUGAAAGACUGUUAUUGAAAUUUUUACAUGCUCCCUUUUGUUUGUUAGAGGAAUCGGAUGUAUGUUAUAUGAAGCUGUAGAAAAAUGCUUUUGUUCCAAUAUUCUGCUUUAUCUGUGUAUAUUCAUUAUUGACUUUGAUGAACGAUGUUUCUUUAAGUGUCUGCACAUUGAAUUAGUAUAUAAUCAUGGCAUUUUGUUAUCACAUAAUCAUUAUUUUAAAAGUAACUCGACAGAUUAUCAGAUGUAUACAAAGCUGUCCCCCAGAAAGACGAGGAUGAUUCAAGAUUCUAGAACAGUUCUCGCAGUGCUGUAAGCUUUAUACUGCCGCCUACUAGUGGAAUGUAAUCAAUUACGUCGACAUGAAGAUGUGAUGUGAAACCUUGGCCAUUGUGAUGUUAAUUCAAGGGUCUUUCCUCAAGUGCUGUGUUUGGAAGUCAUCAUAUUUUGUGCUUUUGUGUACAAGUUUUGUCUUGUAAAGCACAAAAUGCUAUCUGUUAUCUUCAGACUCCUUUGAUAAUUGAUCAGUGCCGGUGCUGGAAUCCGUUGACCAUCUUCUGUGAUGUAGACAUUCUUGUGUGAGCCAGAUUCUGUGACACUGGUAAAAAAAAUGAUGACAAUCCUCAGAGGUGUCUGAGAUGUACAUACCAGCAUUCUAAUGAAGAAAUCUUAUUUAGUGUUUUAGUUAUUGUGAUGAAGUACAUUGUGUUAUGAAGAUCAAGUGUGUCAACAUAUUGUGUAUUUGUGUUGAAAAAUUUCUUCAAAGUGAUCUUAUUAUAUAUGUUGUGCCCCAUGCCUGUGCCAAGAAUAAUGCUCAGCGAUUCCCCGCUUGUGUUUUAUAGUUCUUCUGGAGUGAAAAGGAAAUGGUGUAGAUUAGUAAGAAAUAAUUCUCAACUAAAAGGGAGAUGCUUUUAAAAUUCAACCAUUUUAAGUGCGAGAUUCGGAAGUGCACCUUCAGGUUUUGGCAACAUUUUGGAAGUCAAAAAUAUCUUUCAUUUUCCAAGGUGGAUUUCUCAAAUUUUGCUUCUAAUUUUGGAGAAUUUUGUCAUCAUUUUAAUCAUUUUACAUGUGAAAAUAUUUUAGUGAAAACAGAAGUGAUUCUUGUGGCCUGGUUCAAUAAUUUGGCAGUGUCAUUCCAAAAGUAUUUUUUUUUAUUCCAAACUAUUUGUGUAAAUAAUUUUACAACAUUUCUCUUUGGUGACAAAGGAACCCCUAGCCUGCUGGUUAUGAAUUGAGGAAUUCCACUGAAAUCCUUGGAGAUUUUCUGUUUGUGCAUACGAAGUCAUGUAUAGAAUUCAAAUGUGUACAGAGUUUGUGAAAAGUGUAUAUAAACGUCUGACGUCAUGUGCAUUUCACGAAAAAAUACGAUUGUGUAGUUCAAAGGAAAUGUCUUGGCCGUGAGAAUGAUUCAACUUGGUGUCAAUAUGUCUGUGUAAUAAUGGCAUGUAUUGUACAAUUUUAGGAUAGAAUAAACAUCAAUUACACUAAG
This is a messenger RNA of Pecten maximus, 4896 nucleotides long. Its product is annotated as RNA-binding protein spenito-like. Gene Ontology annotation, biological process: regulation of alternative mRNA splicing, via spliceosome. The record is from RefSeq and is a predicted model, not a curated record. The transcript is spliced from 2 exons. The coding region runs from base 101 to 2377 and encodes 758 amino acids. NCBI's taxonomy places the organism in Eukaryota, Metazoa, Mollusca, Bivalvia, Pectinida, Pectinidae. Gene Ontology annotation, molecular function: mRNA binding. Gene Ontology annotation, cellular component: nucleus.